Messenger RNA from Acomys russatus (golden spiny mouse), 3369 nucleotides. It is a transcript of the gene Pptc7, whose product is annotated as protein phosphatase targeting COQ7. The record is from RefSeq and is a predicted model, not a curated record. The transcript has 6 exons. Lineage: Eukaryota; Metazoa; Chordata; Mammalia; Rodentia; Muridae. The coding region runs from base 266 to 1180 and encodes 304 amino acids.
GCGGCGGCGGCGGUAGCGGCUGCAGCCGGGAUCCCAGUUUGGCUAAGACGGAGGAACCGCCAGCUCUGACCUCGCUCUGGCUCCUGUGCGUGCGGCGCAGCGUUUGCGAGGCUCCGUGCGACGGGCGAGGGCGGAGGCGGCCAGUGCGCGCCGCCUUGAGGAACGCCCCGGCGGCGCUGCUGCGGCUGAGGAGAGAGCCGGUUCCGGGCCUCGGCGUCCUCUGCCGUCCCGGGCCCCGCGCCUCCUCGUGGGGCUGGCGGCGGCGAUGUUCUCGGUCUUGUCGUACGGGCGGCUGGUGGCCCGCGCCGUGCUCGGCGGCCUGUCGCAGACCGACCCCAGGGCGGGCGGCGGCGGCGGCGGCGACUACGGGCUGGUGACGGCGGGCUGCGGCUUCGGCAAGGACUUCCGUAAGGGCCUGCUCAAGAAGGGCGCGUGCUACGGGGACGACGCGUGUUUCGUGGCCCGCCACCGCUCGGCCGACGUGCUGGGAGUUGCAGAUGGCGUUGGAGGGUGGAGAGACUACGGAGUGGACCCGUCUCAGUUCUCAGGGACUUUGAUGCGAACGUGUGAGCGGUUGGUAAAAGAAGGGCGCUUCGUCCCCAGCAACCCUGUUGGGAUCCUCACCACCAGCUACUGCGAGUUGCUGCAAAACAAAGUACCUUUGCUGGGUAGCAGCACAGCCUGCAUCGUGGUGCUGGACAGAAGUAGCCACCGCCUGCACACGGCAAACCUGGGUGACUCAGGCUUCCUGGUGGUCCGGGGCGGUGAAGUCGUGCACAGAUCUGACGAGCAGCAGCAUUACUUCAACACUCCAUUCCAGCUCUCCAUCGCUCCCCCUGAAGCUGAGGGGGUCGUCCUGAGUGACAGCCCUGACGCUGCUGAUAGCACAUCUUUCGACGUCCAGUUAGGAGACAUUAUCCUGACGGCAACAGAUGGGCUUUUUGACAACAUGCCUGACUAUAUGAUCCUUCAGGAGCUGAAAAAACUGAAGAAUUCAAAUUAUGAGAGUAUACAGCGGACUGCAAGAAGCAUUGCUGAGCAAGCGCACGAGCUGGCCUAUGACCCAAAUUAUAUGUCACCUUUUGCACAGUUUGCAUGUGAUAAUGGAUUAAAUGUGAGAGGUGGAAAACCAGACGACAUCACUGUCCUCCUCUCAAUAGUGGCUGAGUACACAGACUGAUUGGUCACGCUGGCGACUCCUGCCUUUGCCCUGCCCCCCCUCUCCCCUGCCAUGUGUGCUGAUCCUGCUGGCAGGACCACAUUUCUUUGCCACUGAUCUCAGUGGCCAAUGACGGAUGCUCUGGCCCAUGUUUGAGACCCGUUGAGAUCCUUGUUGAGAACCACUACUGUCAUCCACUAGCCCGGACCUGCUGGUGACCUCCAAGAGAAGUGAGGUGACGGCUCUCUUCUUCUGGAGGUGUUCAAAGCCUUUUACUUUUCGAAAGCAGUUGAAGUUUUGAAAAUAAGUAAUGUUGGUAAAGUGAAUUCAAAAUUUCAGUGUGUAAGAGAUGUUAACAUUGAACAAGUAGUAAAUAGUGACCCAUCUACCAGAGAGCACAUGCAUCGUCCCAGGAGAAGUCCCGUGUCCCACAGCGCAGUGUGGCUUUGUGUUUUCUGUAUAAGCCCGUUUCCCAGGAGCCCACAGUCCUGCUCCAAUCCUGCGCUGGAUUAUGACAUCUCAACCCCAGCAGCUUAUGUUUUGGUUACAAAUUUGAAGAGAAUUUUUGUUGUGUGGAUGCAAAUAUCUUGUGCUUUUUAAAGAUGCUUACUUGUGUUCCUGUGAUUGAGGCUGUGGCAAUUUACUGGUUUAUCCAGGUCACAGGAGGGACAGGGGAGGAUACUCCUUACCAAAAUCUAUUAAUGGAAAUACUACACAAGAGCUCAAAACUCCUCAAAGCCUGGGAAUCAAAUGCCAUGGCUGAAGCCGUCCGCUCUGCCCAUGAGGAUGCCAUGGGCCUUCUGGGCCAGAGUAUGUAGCUGCAGCCUGAAAUGGGGUUGGCUGUGGACAGCCUUACUCUUUCCCUCAGGAGCCUCCCACCCUUAGAGCAUGCCCCACCUGCGUUGUGUCCUCAAGGUGACAGCGCAGUGGCUGCAGCUCCCAGAGCCCACAGGAAAGCUAGUGAUGACCUGACAUCUGCAGUGACCCCAGCUGAGGGUGGGGCUCUGAGUCUAGCUUAAUGUUUACAGUUCUAAUAGCCAUUUGCAGUAGGCAACGUCCUCCUCAGACCUCCCCAUUACCUGCCAGCGCAAACUUAUUUUUAAGGUUUAUGUACAACUGACUGCUGUAAAGAUACAUAUUUUUUGGGUCCGUUCUUUUCCUUCAUUAACUUGGUGGUAGAAAACAUGUAUACUUAGAAACCCUUAAGUUAAAGCUGUGUUUUCUGUGUAAGUCAGGUGAUGUUGGUGUGAAAAUCACAUGAGCAGCCACACAGCCCUUCCUCUGCAGGAGACACUGGCUCCCUGGUUACUGCAUUGAACUUGUGUUUGAGGUUACCUCAACUUGUUUUUAAAAAGAUUUUAUCUGUGAGUUUGUAUAUUUGAGUAGUUGUCUCUUGUUUUAUUUAAAUUGUUUACCAUGUACCAUGUACAUGUCAUUGCUCUAUCUCAGUGCAUCAUGCUUGUAACAGGCAUUUCAUUUAUAAGAAUGAGUUACUCAUUUGUAAGCUGUUCAGUAAUUUAUCUACUAUUCCUAAAUUGGCAUAAUGUUAGAUUCCUAUUUUGAAUCACCUGUAAUUACAUGUCAAAAUGCCUUAACUACCCUAACCUGACAACACUGAGUUCUGUGGUGAGGAGCUGCAGGGCCGGGUAUGGAGAGACUGGAAUAAGGAGAUGUCGUGCUCUGUUGAUCCCGGAGCCUGAGGGGCACGAGGUGGGUAUUUAUUUUGCACAAACUCUUUGCAGUGUCUGUGUUUAAAGCAGUAAGGUUGCAUCCAGACGGGGUGUGAGACUCUAGGACUGACUACUCCCACUCUUCUGUGUGGUUUGUGAUUAGUUUUUGGUCAGAGGUAUUGUAGCCUUACAAUCUGGAUAUAUUUUGCAUUAAUUUUCCAAUGCCGACAUUUAAUUCCUGCUUAGAGCACAGCUGGUUGAGUCACUGGCUUUUUCUGCUCUCAUUUAGCCCAUCAAGCAAUCUGUAAAAGUAGAUUGGUGUGUUUUAUACAACUUACUUUUAGACAACUCACUUUUCUGAGCAGUGAUAGAAAUGGACAGGGCAGGCGUCGAGAUUCAGAGUGAAAAUUACUUUGGGCCUGGCGCAUGGACUAGUGACAUCACAUAUUCCCUUUGCUUCUCCCCUGUCCUUUUUGUUACAUGCUUAAUUUUGUCACUGUCAACGAUUAGACAGAAUGAGUGCUGCCUCGCACUCCCCAC